AUGGAGAUGAUUGAUAUCAAUGAAUUACCAGUUUUAAGUGGUGGGGAAGACAAAAGAAUAUGGCCAUAUAGAAUUUCAGGCGAGUUUUCUGUGGCAUCUGUUGUUGAGAAAAUAAGAGAUAAAUUUCUAAAAUUACACUGGACAACUCAGGUAUGGCACUCUUCUAUUCACCCUAAUGUAUCAAGCAACAUAUGGAAGCUUGUUGGAGAUAUUUGUGCCACAGAUGAAAAUCUCAGAAAGAGAAAAGUACAAUUAGCUUCAAGAUGUUGCUUCUGCAGAAAAGAAGAAGAAAAUAAGGAUCAUAUAUUAUGGUUUUGCAACUUCAGUGAACUAAUUUGGAAAUGGCUAGGAAACAUGUUUAAUUUCAUCAAUCCUUAUUCAUUUGAGGAAGUGCUUAAAAAAGCAAAAAACAAAAGUCCUGCCAUUAAGGAAAUUUGGAGGAUAACAUAUUUCAUUACAAUGAGAGAAUUGUGGUUUACAAGGAAUAAAUGCUUGUAUGAAGAAGAAGGCUUCUCCCUGGAGCAGGUAAAGAAAAAGAUUCUGAAGUGUACUAGAGUUAAGGAAAUUUUCUUUCACCUCCCUACUACAAAUAAUAUAUUGCUAUGUUGUGAUGGUGCAUCAAAAGGGAAUCCUAGCAUUUCAGGAUAUGGUUUCAUAGAAAGAACACACUCAGGGGAAUUUUUGAUUGUUGUAUCUGGAGGUUUGGGUAUUUCAACAAAUUAUUAUGCAGAGAUUUUGUCAAUUCUGAAUGCAGGAGAAUGGGCAGUAAGCAAGGGCCACAGAGAGGUUUGGUUCAUAACAGAUUCAGCAGCUGCAAUAUAUGCUUUUCAGAGUAGAAAAGUUCCAUGGUUUUCCAUUAAAAGAUGGGAGAAAAUUUGUGCAAGUCUGAACUCGUGGUGCUUUAUUCAUAGCUACAAGGAGGUUAAUUUUUCUGCAGAUGGUUUGGCAAAGAAAGGUGCUAAUCUUGCAAGAGGUGAAAGAAGAGUGUAUUUGUCAAGACCUGAAUUCUUAGUGACACUAGAAAUUCCAAAUAAGUCUUACUACAAAUUUUAUUAA
Papaver somniferum (opium poppy) is the source of this 1056-nucleotide messenger RNA. RefSeq lists its product as uncharacterized. Lineage: Eukaryota; Viridiplantae; Streptophyta; Magnoliopsida; Ranunculales; Papaveraceae. Gene Ontology annotation, molecular function: nucleic acid binding; RNA-DNA hybrid ribonuclease activity. The record is from RefSeq and is a predicted model, not a curated record. The transcript is spliced from 2 exons. Bases 1 to 1056 code for a protein of 351 amino acids.